UCUAAGCAUUCAUACCUGAUCCUUGAAGGCACCAUGAAGACACCAACUGUCCUUCUCCUUGUAGGGCUUCUGGCCCUUUGGACAGAAUUACCUUCCACAACUUGUCUCAGAAACCCACGAGGGCUACCUAGGUUGUGCCCAGGAAAUGCAUUUCGGUGCCCUAUGCUAGGAAUUGAUCGUUGCAGGAGUAACAUUGACUGCCCACAAAACCUAAGGUGCUGUAACUACAGGUGUGCCAGGUUCUGCAAAGCCCCACCAGUGGUACCUUGGAUUUGCCCACAAAAUCCAAUUAAGUGCGCUGUCCCAGGAAUUGAUCGUUGUCGUAUUGACAAUGAUUGCCCAGGAAGACAAAGAUGCUGCUACUACAAUUGUGCCAGGAGCUGCAGAUAAGCAUAACAUCCUACUGAAGCAUCGUACCAAAAACCCCCUCAAAACACCUGAGAUGGAAUACCUUGGGCUAGAAUUCACCUGAACAUUCAUCUUCUCUUGCAGAGGAUCACUUUCUUCUACCCAACUGAAUAAAAAUACAGGGUGGUAUCUGACUUAUAGUCGGAGUAGACCCAUUUUAAUCAAUUGACAAGCUAGUAAGCCCACUGAUUUCAAUGGGUCUACUCUGAAUAUGAUUUAAUUGGAUAUCUCCCAUAGUCUGUCUUGUUGGCAUUUUUCAUCUGACGUACAAGGAUGUCAUUUGGAAGAAGAGCAAAAGUGGAAGGAAGCCUUCUUUAAAAUGCUUGUUGUUGGCUAUAAUGUUUCCAUAGGAACUUUCCUGCAUGGAAUACAGAAUGAAACAGGAGCACCAUUUUUGUACACUCAUCUCUUGGGUUAAAGUCACACAUAUUGAUGAUGCUCUAUAAAAAUAGUCUUGUUCUUGUGGUUGCCAAUGGAGGAGGCAGAAACUGCAGCAAAACAUGUUUAUGUAGCAGGUUAUGCCUUAUUGACAAUUUAAAUUUAACAUGCAACUUCUAAGUCAGAGCAAGCUUCCAGAAUCAUCCCAAUGGGAGGGCAACUCUAUGCAGCCAUCCCUCUGACAGCUUCUUUCCAAUUCCUGAAUCAGUCCAAGAAGUGCUUGUGCAAAAGAAAAGAAAAAAGAAAAAAGGAGUAGCAACAUUUAAGGUUUUACCAACAGCCUCUUCACAAAGUAGGAACCUUAUUCCUUAUGGAUUUGGGACCCAUUUCUUUCUUCUUCUUGUUAUUAUUUUGAAACUUUACAAAAUGAGAAAGGAAAUACAAUUACAUAAUUCUUGCAGAAAAAUUAGUGCAUAUGGUCCAACAUCAUUAUGAAAAUUACGAUUCCAGUGUGUUAGCAAUAUAGAAGACCUACAGUCUAGAUGCUUUUAUACCAGUAUAUUUACACUAGAGAUUCCCAAGUGAUAGCAAUACUCCUGUGGUAGAACAGGAUGUACACAGCCAGUUCUAUUGUUCUACUGGGUGAGGAAAUUCCAGGCAGAAUCUCAAUGAAGAGAUGACUUUACAAAAAGGGAAGUGGGGAAGUCAAACUGCUGCUCAUAAUUAUCGCCACCAGAGGGCAGAUGUGGACUAUUUGUUAGAAGAUUUUGGGAAUGCUAACCAUUCUCUUGAAAGCUUCUUUAGCCCUUUGCAAAUGUUCAUGGUUGCUUCCAGUAGAUAACCUGCUUAAUGAGCAUUUAUCCUGAUUUGGGUGCACAAGGUUUGUGUGGAGGUUAUAUGAUGUGGACUGUUUAUUGAGCAUUCAUUCUGAUCUGUUUGUGAGAAGGUCAUAUUAAAAAAUCUUUACCCCA
Molecule: messenger RNA, 1757 nt
Organism: Rhineura floridana
Lineage: Eukaryota; Metazoa; Chordata; Lepidosauria; Squamata; Rhineuridae
Product: waprin-Enh1-like
Exons: 4
Coding region: 34-390 (118 amino acids)
Cellular component (GO): extracellular region
Molecular function (GO): peptidase inhibitor activity
Source: RefSeq, a predicted model, not a curated record